Molecule: messenger RNA, 7315 nt
Organism: Cynocephalus volans (Philippine flying lemur)
Lineage: Eukaryota; Metazoa; Chordata; Mammalia; Dermoptera; Cynocephalidae
Gene: ARHGEF11
Product: Rho guanine nucleotide exchange factor 11
Exons: 42
Coding region: 1484-6205 (1573 amino acids)
Biological process (GO): G protein-coupled receptor signaling pathway; Rho protein signal transduction
Cellular component (GO): cytoplasm
Molecular function (GO): guanyl-nucleotide exchange factor activity; G protein-coupled receptor binding
Source: RefSeq, a predicted model, not a curated record
GAGCCGAGGGGGAAGGGGCCCGGAAGGAGGCGAGCGCGGCCGCGACGCCGGGAGUCGGACGCCCGCUCGUGCCGGCCUGCCACCGCCGCCGCCGCCGCCUUCCCUGCCUGUGCCCGAGCUCCGAGUCCCGAGCGGCCGCGAAGGCCGAAGCACCGCGGUCGGGCGUGGGGCGAGCGGGGCGAGCGGGGCCGGGAGCCGGAGGCCCGGCCGGCGUCCUGCGCGAGGCACGGUGGGCUCCUGCCUGUGAGCUUAGGCAGGGACGGAAAGGGAAGAAAAAGAGAGGCCGAGAGGAGCGAGGCGAUCGGAUUUUCGAGGAGGCUGGUGUGGAGGAAAAACCCACCCCGAACUCAGAUCCACAAUAAUAAGCCAAAGGAAUAAUAAUAAGGAGCAGUUUUUUCUGGCCGGGCGAGAGAGAGAGAAGGGGAACGGGAGGAAGCGAAAUCUCCGUUUCAUGGAGGCUGAGGCAAGAGAGGUUUUCAGAGCCUGGAUGUGGAGGAGCAAAACAGGAGAACUAACUCAGGAAAUUGUCUUUCAGAAAAAGGCCGAACGCAGGCUGGGUCUGAGAAACAGGCUGGGGUAGGCGGAGGAACCUGCAAGUUUAAAGGAAAAAGAAAAGGAGAGAAUAUUUUCAGAGAUUCUCUCAGGUUUAUGGUUAUUGCUACCAUUUUAGGGGUAAAAAAAAAAAAAAAAGCAUUGCAUUUCAGGUGUUCUUUGAUUUUUUUUUUUUUUUUGUGCCAUUGGCUCAUUUAAGAGUUUCCAAAAUCUUUACUGUAAAAGCUUUUUCUUUCCUUUUUUUUCUUUUUAAGGAAAACCAUUUUGGUUCCCAGCAUUGCACUGGGCUUGGGAGUGCUGUUGUGUCCAUACAUAUUGUAUGAUUUUAUUUAUUUUAUUGUGCAAAUCAGCUGGAAGAUUUUUUCCAAGUGCCAUUUCGGAUUUAUUCAUCCUUUUUUUUUUUUUCCCUUCCCUCAAAUAUAUCUGCUGUUGUCAUUUUAAGCAUCGGAGACCAGAAAAUUAUUUUCCCCCCCUUUGGAGGUAGAGACUGUCUUGCUAACAGAAGGACAGCUGGGAAAACUGUAUUUAAAGGAUGGUUUUUAUCUGUAUUUUGCAGUUAAGACUGAUAUUUUGAAAGCACAUUCUUUCUGUGAUUCAUUUUUUAGCUCAUAGCGCUAACCUUGAAGAGAUUUGUGGUUGGGUUUUGGUUUCUCAGAAGGUCAUAGUUUUUCCUCUCUUCCUUUCUUUUUUUUUUUAUUUUUUAUUUUUUUUUAAGAGUGGGGAGGGGAAAAGGGACUAAGAAAGAAGACCAUGUCUACUGGUAGAAGUAGAGUGGAGCUUCAGUUACCAGGGUCCUGAGAGCUGGAGGAAAAAGGAUUCAAUCUUCAAGUUGGGAGGCCCUCCUGUUAACCCUUCUUAAAAACUGCAAGUGAUUCAAUCCUGAUCAAGACACCAAAGCUACAGGAUACUGGAACCGUGGAGACGAGAAACCAUGAGUGUAAGGUUACCCCAGAGUAUAGACAGAUCAGCCAGUAAAAAGCAAUCUCAUCUGUCCAGGUUAAGUAGCCUGUCUUCUCUGGGAGAUUCUGCACCUGAGCGCAAGUCCCCUUCCCACCAUCGCCAGCCUUCUGACACCUCUGAGACAACAGGUCUUGUUCAACGCUGUGUCAUCAUCCAAAAGGACCAGCAUGGGUUUGGCUUCACAGUCAGUGGGGAUCGCAUUGUUCUGGUGCAGUCUGUGCGGCCUGGAGGUGCAGCCAUGAAAGCUGGUGUGAAAGAGGGCGACCGGAUCAUCAAAGUCAACGGCACCAUGGUGACCAAUAGCUCUCACCUGGAGGUGGUGAAGCUUAUCAAAUCCGGCGCCUAUGUUGCACUGACCCUCCUGGGCUCCUCACCUUCGUCCAUUGGUGUCUCAGGGCUCCAGCAGGACCCAUCCCCAGCAGGAGCUCCCCGAGUCACUCCCAUAGCCCCUCCACCACCACCACCUCCACCUCUACCACCUCCACAGCGCAUCACAGGACCCAAACCACUGCAGGAUCCCGAAGUUCAAAAACAUGCCACCCAGAUCCUUAGGAAUAUGCUGAGACAGGAGGAAAAAGAGUUACAGCGUAUCUGUGAGGUGUAUAGCCGGAACCCCGCCAGCCUGCUGGAAGAGCAGAUCGAAGGUGCCCGGCGGCGAGUCAUUCAGUUACAGCUGAAGAUCCAGCAGGAGACUGGGGGCUCAGUGGACAUUCUUCCAGUAUAUGGUGACACCAGCCAGAGAUCAUUCGAAGGCCGUCUCUCUGUGGACUCCCAGGAGGGUGACAGUGGCUUGGACUCUGGGACAGAACGCUUCCCUUCCCUCAGUGAGUCAUUGAUGAAUCGGAACUCAGUAUUGUCAGACCCUGGGCUAGACAGUCCUCGCACCUCCCCUGUGAUCAUGGCCAGAGUGGCCCAGCACCACAGGCGGCAGGGCUCAGACAUACUCAUCCUCCCAACCUGUGACCAGGGUGUAGAUCAGAGCCCCAAGCCUUUAAUUAUUGGCCCAGAGGAAGAUUAUGACCCAGGUUAUUUCAACAACGAGAGCGACAUCAUAUUCCAGGAUCUUGAGAAACUGAAGUCACGUCCAGCUCACCUGGGGGUUUUUCUACGUUACAUCUUCUCUCAGGCGGACCCCAGUCCACUGCUUUUUUACUUGUGUGCAGAAGUUUAUCAACAAACAAACCCCAAGGAUUCCCGAAGCUUGGGAAAAGACAUCUGGAAUAUUUUUCUAGAGAAAAAUGCGCCUCUGAGAGUGAAGAUCCCUGAGAUGUUACAGACUGAAAUUGACACGCGCCUGCGGAACAGUGAGGAUGCCCGCAGUGUUCUCUCUGAAGCUCAGGAGGCAGCCAUGCUGGAGAUCCAGGAGCAGAUCCAUGACUACAGAACAAAGCGCACUCUGGGGCUGGGCAGCCUAUAUGGUGAAAAUGACCUGCUGGGCCUGGAUGGGGACCCUCUUCGAGAGCGCCAAGUGGCUGAGAAACAGCUGGCUGCCCUUGGAGAUAUUUUGUCCAAGUACGAGGAAGACAGGAGUGCCCCCAUGGACUUUGCCCUUAAUACCUACAUGAGCCAUGCUGGGAUCCGUCUUCGAGAGGCACGACCUUCCAACACAGCUGAAAAGGCCCAGUCUGCUCCUGACAAGGACAAGUGGCUACCCUUCUUCCCUAAGGCCAAGAAGAGCAGCAAUUCCAAGAAAGAAAAGGAUGCCCUGGAGGACAAGAAGCGAAACCCCAUCCUCAAAUACAUUGGGAAGCCCAAAAGCUCUUCUCAGAGCACAUUUCAUAUUCCCUUGUCCCCUGUGGAAGUCAAACCAGGCAACGUGAGGAACAUCAUUCAGCACUUUGAGAACAACCAGCAAUAUGAUGCCCCAGAACCUGGGACACAGCGACUCUCGACAGGAAGCUUUCCUGAGGACCUGCUGGAAAAUGACAGUUCACGCUCAGAGAUUCGCCUGGGCCGUUCCGAGAGCCUCAAGGGCCGGGAAGAGUUGAAGCGGUCUCGAAAGGCAGAAAACGUGCCCCGCUCUCGCAGUGACGUGGACAUGGAUGCUGCCGCAGAGGCUACUCGCCUCCACCAGUCAGCCUCAUCCUCUGCCUCCAGCCUCUCCACCAGGUCUCUUGAGAACCCAACACCUCCCUUCACCCCCAAAAUGGGUCGCAGGAGCAUUGAGUCCCCCAGCUUGGGGUUCUGCACAGAUGCCCUCCUUCCCCACCUCCUAGAGGAUGAUCUGGGCCAGCUGUCUGACCUGGAGCCAGAGCCAGAUGCCCAAAACUGGCAGCAUACAGUGGGCAAGGAUGUGGUGGCUGGGCUAACCCAGAGGGAGAUUGACCGGCAGGAGGUCAUCAAUGAGCUGUUUGUGACCGAAGCUUCCCACCUGCGCACACUCCGGGUCCUGGACCUUAUCUUCUACCAGAGAAUGAAGAAGGAGAACCUGAUGCCUCGGGAGGAGCUGGCCCGGCUUUUCCCUAACCUGCCUGAACUGAUAGAGAUUCAUAAUUCCUGGUGUGAAGCCAUGAAGAAGCUCCGGGAGGAGGGCCCCAUCAUCAAAGAGAUCAGUGACCUCAUGCUGGCUCGGUUUGAUGGUCCCGCCCGAGAGGAACUCCAGCAAGUGGCUGCACAGUUCUGUUCCUAUCAGUCAAUAGCCCUAGAACUGAUCAAGACCAAGCAGCGCAAGGAGAGCCGAUUCCAGCUCUUCAUGCAGGAGGCCGAGAGCCACCCUCAGUGCCGGCGGCUGCAGCUUAGAGACCUCAUCAUCUCAGAGAUGCAGCGGCUUACCAAAUACCCACUGCUGCUGGAGAGCAUCAUCAAGCACACGGAGGGAGGCACCUCUGAGCACGAGAAGCUCUGCCGGGCCCGGGACCAGUGCCGGGAGAUUCUUAAGUAUGUGAAUGAAGCAGUGAAGCAGACAGAGAACCAGCACCGUUUAGAGGGCUACCAGAAACGCCUGGAUGCCACCGCCCUGGAGAGGGCCAGCAACCCCCUGGCAGCAGAGUUCAAGAGCCUGGAUCUUACAACCAGAAAGAUGAUCCAUGAGGGGCCCCUGACCUGGAGGAUCAGCAAGGAUAAGACCUUGGACCUCCAUGUGCUGCUGCUCGAGGACCUCCUGGUGCUGCUGCAGAAGCAGGACGAGAAGCUGCUGCUUAAGUGCCACAGCAAGUCAGCCAUGGGCUCUGCAGACAGCAAGCAAACCUUCAGCCCUGUGCUCAAGCUCAAUGCUGUGCUCAUCCGCUCUGUGGCCACAGACAAACGGGCUUUCUUCAUCAUCUGCACCUCCAAGUUGGGCCCACCCCAGAUCUACGAGUUGGUUGCAUUGACAUCAUCAGACAAGAACACAUGGAUGGAGCUCUUAGAAGAGGCAGUGCGGAACGCCACCAGGCACCCUGGAGCUACCCCGAUACCUGUCCAUCCCCCGCCCCCAGGUCCCCAGGAGCCUGCCCACCAGGGCCCCACACCCAGCAGGGCAGGACUGGAUGACUCAGAAGUGUUCCACAGUGAACCAGAACCUGAGGAGCUACCUGGAGGCACUGAGCCCCAGCAGAAGGUCCAAGGGAAGCACCCAGAACUGCUAGAGGAUCCUGAGCAGGAGGGCAGUGUGGAGGGAGAGGAGCUGGGUGCCCUGCCUCACCCCUCCGUGUCCCUGGAUGGAGAGAACAGAGGCAUCAGGACAAGGGACCCCCUCUACCUGUCCCUCCCAGGCCCUCUGUUCAUGGAAGGCCUCGCUGAUUCAGCCCUGGAAGAUGUGGAGAACCUGCGGCACCUGAUCCUGUGGAGCCUGCUGCCAGGUCACACCAUGGAAACACAGGCUGCCGGGGAGCCUGAGGAUGACCUGACACCUACACCUUCUGUCAUCAGCAUCACCUCUCACCCCUGGGACCCAGGCUCCCCAGGGCAAGCUCCCACUGGGGCUGAAGGGGACAACACCCAGCUCCCAGGGCCAGAGGAGGGCCAGCCAGAGCAGGAAGACGUGGCUCUCUGUUCUCUGGAACACCUGCCCCCAAGGACCAGACAUUCUGGAAUCUGGGAGUCUCCCGAGCUGGAUAGGAAUCCAGGUGAAGAGCCUUCAAGCACAGAGGCAGCAGGAAGUUACAAAGUUGUGAGAAAAGCUGAGGUGGCAGGCAGCAAGGUUGUCCCUGCACUACCAGAGAGUGGCCAGUCAGAGCCUGAGCCACCUGAAGUGGAAGGCGGAACAAAGGCUACGGGGAACUGCUUUUAUGUCAGCAUGCCAGCAGGACCUCUGGACUCAAGCACUGACCCUUCCAGGGCACCUACGAGCCCCUCCCAGCCUGACAGGCUUCCUGCCUGGCAGAUGGAGCCUCAGCCCCAGCUGCAGGGAGGCGGUGGAAAUCAAAGACGCCCCAGCCGCUCUCCCCCGAGCUUGGCCCUCAGGGAUGUGGGCAUGAUCUUCAGAACCAUCGAGCAACUCACCCUCAAGCUCAACAGGCUCAAGGACAUGGAGCUGGCCCACAGAGAGCUGCUCAAGUCCCUUGGUGGAGAGUCGUCUGGUGGCACCACACCUGUGGGCACUUUCCACACAGAGGCAGCUAGGUGGACAGACAGCUCCCUCUUGCCUCCAGCCAAGGAACCCCUGGCCUCUGAUUCCAGGGACAGCCAUGAACUGGGGCCCUGCCCUGAGGAUGGCUCUGACACCCCCCUGGAAGACAGCGCAGCAGAUGCAGCCAUGUCACCAGGACUGUAACCAUCCAAACCACCAAAUCCUCCGCAUCCCCACUCCUCCUUCAGGGACUGGCCUGAGGCAGGGGCACAGGGUGAAGAGACCCCAAACCUCCUCCCCGUGGAAGAGGCAGUUAGGGAAACUGGGGUCCAGCCAAGGCCAAGGGGGAGACCCGCAUGUUGCUUGGUCUGCUCAGAUUGGAGUCAAGUUUCAGUGUCUUUUCCCCACCCUUCAGCCCAGCCCUCCAAGGCCUCGUGACUGCAUCUGAAAGGCCCCCACUCAGUGGUUUGCCCCUAAGCAUGCUGACUGCAUUUGAAAGGCCCCCACUCAGUGGUUCGCCCCUCACCCCACAUACACGUGUACGCUGUACACCUGUACUUGUGGCGUUCUCAGACCUGCAAGUGAAAGAAGGAGCGUCUGUGUAAAUGCACUUUCUUCCUCCCUCCUUCCUCCACAGGACCCCAGGCAGAGGUGGGUGUCUCCCCUCUCCUCUCUGUCACUUUGGUUUCCUAUAAAUAUGUAUGUACUGUAUGUGCAUCUUUGCUAUUGUAAAUAACUUUGACCCUUUUUGUUUCUGUUCCUGGAGUUCUGGAGGCAGUUACAGAAGGGGCUGUUAAGGGAAGAGGGGCUCACUUGUAUCUCCUAGUUAACAGCCCAGCUUCAGGAUCAGGGCCUGAAGGUGGAACCAGACCUGAGUGUCCCUGUGCCCUGUGGGCAGGAAGGUCUCCCAGCUUCUAGCCCCACCAAGCUCCAGGAGCCCAUCCUCUGCAGCUCGGUGCUGAGUUACUCCCUCUCCCCAGGACUUCUCAUCUUCAUGAGAUGGGAACCCAUGGGGUCCCCACCUAUGUCCACCCUUCCCCCACCCUAACCCUGUAGAAAACCAGUGUAGCAGGUACGGAGCUGAAAACUGGGCCCUAGGAAGUAGGGGUAGGGGAUUCGAAUACUGGAGUUCUUGAAUUAACCUAGGACCAUCCCCAGGGGCCACCGCCACAUUGGCCCUAUCACCACAUUCUCAUUUCCUCCCCACUGAUGAAUAGAAUAUACACACUGUGCUAGGUGUAUAUAUACAUAUAUAUAUAUAAAUAUAUAUAUAUAAUAUAUAAAAUACAGAUAUGGAAAUGACUGUUUUGCUGU